UUCCAAAAAAAUACCAAUCAAUGCAAGCCUAAAGAUACACAAAAGAAGUGCCCGGUAUAAAAUAAGUCUCUCGCCUUUGUGUGUUACUACAUUCGUUUUUCCCAUCUUUCUGCCUCUUUCUUGAUCUGGUGGUCUACUUUUUUUGCACUUUCAGCCCCGGAGAUCCUGAGGAAAGAUGACCUUCUACGAUGACAUUUACCCAUUCUACCCYUUACCAAGAACCUCCUUUAUCUUCAACACCCACCUCCUCACCAUUAUCCUGGUCUUCCUGGUCCUCACGGUCAGCUUCCUUUUUAUUCUGCCAGGUAUCAGAGGCAAGUCGAGACUGUUCUGGACGUUCAGAAUCAUCAUCAGUCUCUUCAUAGGUGUAGUAAUCGUAGCACUGAAUUUCACCAGUGACUGGGCUGAGGCCCGAGCCACCACCAACGCUACCUACAAGUCCUUCAGCAGUGAGGAGGUGAACGCUGAGGUGGGACUGCACGUUGGACUGUACGGCAUCAACAUUACUUUAAGAGGGAAUCCUGUGAAUCAACUGAACGAGACCAUCAACUACAACGAGAUGUUUGAGUGGAAAGACACCAUCGACGAGGAGUACGAGGACGCCCUAGAGAGAGGUCUACCUAACCCCAUCCUCUAUAUCGCUGAGAAGUUUACCCUCAACAACCCCUGUGGCCUCAUCUACCAGUAUAGAUACUCUGGGCGCUACGCCUCGGCCACUCUCUGGACAGCGUUCUGCUGCUGGAUGGUAGCCAACGUGCUGUUCUCCAUGCCUGUCAUCCUGUACGCCGGCUACAUGAUGGUGGCCACUGCCGCCUUCAUCUUCUUCUCCAUGGCCUCYUUCUCCACCAUCAUGAACCUGCCUACCUGUCUGUUCACCAUCGGCACCUCUGGAGCCUUCCAGACAGAGUACAGCGGUUCUUUCUGGCUGGCGCUGGCCACAGGUGUCCUGUGUCUGGUCAUCGGAAUCCUGGUGGUUYUGCUGGACUGUCUGAUCCCUGAGAAGAUACGAGAGGCCUUCAGCGUCGGGGUGGACAACGAUGAAGAUGAAGAUGUUUGUUUUGGAGAGGGAUACCUGAACUCCAACUUCCUGGCAAGCGUAACCACCACACCUUUGACAACCUUAGUACUUCCUACGGAUGAAAUUCAGAAAGACAGCCACCAACCAUCACUCCAGGAGCUGUCAAUCGCAAUGUAACGUAACGUAGCAGGUGUUAAAAACACGCCUGAGCGGAGUUCCCACAUCCGGUUUUCAGCAGAAAAGUAAAUCCCUGAAAACCGGAUAAGAUCCGGUUGUUGGCAACUCCUCUAAGUCAGAUUAGAGUCAGAUUCAUAACCUCACUCCCCAGCUUGAAAGAUCUCUACCGCACUAUUAAAUCUCUAGCUUUUCGACAGCGUAGGUGGKUUAAAACGGUGUCAAGGAGGGCAGUCACGUGCGAGACGUUAGCCUCUGUCGAGUMCCCAACAACCGGAUGUCCUGGCUUCCUGUCUGGCUGUGAGGCGACGAGGGAGGAAGUGUUACCGCUAGACUAGCACAGUGACCUCCUUUAACACAGGCCUCUUGUACUGUACUGUACUGUACUGUAAAUAAUGUGUAUAAAAUGUGUUCUACUCUGUCAAUGCCAUAAUUGGUUAUUAUUAGAUGUGUUGUAUUAAAUGUCAUGUUCAAAUAGUGUACGAAAAAGUAUUAUUUUUUUUUAAUUGCGAGAUUCACACACUUUUUUUACUGGAGAUAAUUGAGUCAGGGUAUUCAAGUAAUUGACGAUGUGCUCCUUGUGUAAUAACCAAAUGGCACCCUAUUCCCUAUAUAGUGCACUACUUUAGACCAGAGCCCUAUAGAACCCUAUUCCCUAUAUAGU
This is a messenger RNA of Salvelinus sp. IW2-2015, 1856 nucleotides long. RefSeq names its product dual oxidase maturation factor 1. Lineage: Eukaryota; Metazoa; Chordata; Actinopteri; Salmoniformes; Salmonidae. Gene Ontology annotation, cellular component: endoplasmic reticulum membrane. The record is from RefSeq and is a predicted model, not a curated record. Gene Ontology annotation, biological process: protein transport.